CUUGCAUUUUCACGUGUUGAAUUCAACAUUAUUUUCAAAAGGUUUCCCGAAUCGUUGUCUGCAAGGAAAUUGAUCAAUUUUGAAAGUUAUCAAUCGGGAAAUCCUAAAAUAGUCUCUUUGGAAUACAUUCACCAGGCCUUGAAUCCAAAAUCAAUAUCCGUAACAUCAAUUUCCUGCGAAACAAAAAUGAAUUUCGAAAACGAGGACAGUUUGCAGUUUGAGCAUUUGGCUGGAGGGAAUAUAAUUGAAAAACCUCCCAUAUACGGUAGUUCAGGAGAACACUUGCUGUUCCUGUCGGGUGAUGUUAUCAACGUGUAUUCCACAACCACCGGCCAACUGGUACGUAAGCUGGUGGGUGCCACAACCCCCUUGGCAGACUAUGACUUUGAAUUGGAUAAUGAGCACAUUGUUGUGGCCUGCAGUCAGUCUGGCGAAAUAUUGGCAUGGACUUGGAAAACUGGCGAGUUAAUGGGCUGUGUUCAAAUGGAUAUUGGUCCAGGUGUUGUCACCAACUUUAAACUGCUUAAUUUGUGGGGAAAUUCUCAAUUGCCCUAUGCCUUCAUGUGCAUGAAGUUGCCACAAACUGCGAUAAAUUGGCGCCUUGUGGAUCGAGUUGAGGGCAGGUUCAUUCCCAUACCAUUCGAUCUAAAACUUUCAAUGAAGCCCCCUUUAAUGGCUGUGGAUAACAAAAACUUUCCCAACCUGGUAUUGGUACAAGGAUUCUAUGUUUAUUUCGUCAACUACAAAAAGUGGACAUGGAAAAGAUUUAUGAACGCCCAUAAAGUUCCUGUUACCGUUCUUCAAAAACAUCCUUCCGAGGAUUGUUUUGCUACUGGUGAUGAAACUGGCAAAAUUUUCCUAUGGCGAGAAUUUACUAGCCAAGCUGAAGUAAAGACGUCACUUUACCAUUGGCAUCAUACCAAAGUUACAAGCAUUUGCUUUACCGUAUCCGGUGCUAAUUUCUUCAGCAGUGGUGAUGAAGCUGUUUUGGUCAAAUGGAAUGUACAAAAUCCCGAAUAUAAACAAUUUUUGCCACGCAUGUCAGCAAAAAUUCAACAUAUUGUUGUAAGUCCGGACAACUCACAAAUUGCCGUGUGCACCGUCGAUAAUGGCGUACAAAUUGUGGGAACUGAAAAUAAAAUACUCAGCAAUCUGCAAGAGUUUACCUAUAUAGUGGAUGACAAGACAGGCAACAGCAAAUUUCCUGUAGGAUUGCGUUUAAAUCCUCGCACUAAUACCCUGGUACUCAAUGGUCGUACGGGUUCUUUACAAUUCUAUAAUACAUAUACUAAGAAUAUGUUAUACAAUCUAAAUAUUGUCAAUCAAAAUCAAUUGUCUACAGAAAGUGAUCGUAUCUUAUAUGACAUACGAGUGACCAAGGCCGCCUUUAAUAUUGAUUGGUUGGUUACCGGGGAGGUGUUCAACGAUCAAGAACAUUUGCCUGAAUUGCGUUUGAAAUUUUGGAAAUUUCAAGAGGAAUCACAACGCUAUGCUCUCAACACAAAUAUUGAAUUGCCCCAUGAAGGUGGUUUCAAGGCUAUUGAAUUCUCGAAUGAUUAUCAGGUGGAUAAUCUACUUUGUGCCACCGUGGGCGAGGAUAACAUUAUCAAAAUGUGGUGUCUUCAUGAUUCCGAUAGUAUAUAUAAAGAUGGUAAAUCAUGGUUUUGCAUUGCUCAGACCUCCUACAGAAAUCUACCUGUCGAAUCGAUAUCCUUUUCACAAGAUGGCUCCCUACUUGCCGCUGGAUUUGGCAAUACCCUGUGUAUAUACAACGCGGAAGAUUUGAAACUUAAAGCUGCCUUGUCUGCGCCCAAUGGUAUGGAUGGUUGUGUUAACAAAGUCCAGAUUCGUAUACCCUCAAAAAAUGUCAAUGGCGUUAAAGUGGAUUUAAAAGAGAAACGUGAUCGACUCAUGAAAUUAUUUUCCAAUAUGUUGGAAUUAAAUGAUGAGACUUUGAUAAAAGAAUUACAUAAAACUGUUAAUGACAAGAGAACAAUAUCACAGCAUAAAGCCUCGAAGCCAGUCAUUCGUUUGGGUGAUGAACAAAAGAAAGCUCUCUACGCCAGAGUACUACAAAUGCAUGAGCUAAACCUGUUUCAAAAGGUUAUGAUUUAUCAAAAAUUAGGCAUUGGCCUUAAGGUUCAUCCACAAAUGGCCAGCAAGGUUGCCGACUACAUUCACAAUACAGUCAAACAACGUAGGAAGGAGAAACGUGUACAGCUAUUGCAUGCACAAGUGCAUCAUUUGAAUAAGCAAUGUCGCUUUAAAGCUAAAUAUCGUUUGGAACAGCACACCAAAAGGCAGCGCAUUUAUGAUGCUGCCAUAACCAACAAUCUGGUGCCGCUGUUAAGUCUUAUGAAUUUAAGCCACAACACCCAAACUCCAGUGACCAAUGGUUCUGGCUCUUCUCAAGCCUCGAAGGGCACAAAAGACUUUAAGGAAAAGGUGAUACCAAGCAAACCUAGCAUUGCUCAAAUAAGACAUGUUCAAUUUGCUGCAGAGGAAUAUGGUCAUUUGGUAGCUGUAUGCACAGAACGUCGUAUACUCAUAUGGAAUCUGUUAACGUUACGCUUACAAUCGGUAUUAAAAUUAAGCGUAAAACAUUUUACAUUUGAUCCACAGACAAAUUUAAUGGCAGUGGUUACAAAUUAUGAUGAACUUCAUAUUUUCCAACCUAAUGUACCACUGCCUAUUUAUCAACGCCGUAAUAUGCCUAAACUGCAUGGCAUGGCCUGGAUACCCAGGCGUUACCCCAAGCAACGUUCUCUUAAUUUAGAUUGGCAGGCUCAAUCUACCUUAUACUUCUUAACAGAUGAUCAACACAUUAUAUUCUUGUCCUCAUCCAGGGAAAAACAACCAGAUGCACCAACGCCUGUUGUUUUCGACAAUGUUGCCUCUGAGUUAAUGCAGUACACCACCUUUGGAACGUAUGCUGUAAAGUCAACAAUAGAAAAGCAAGCAUCUAACAGACAGUCAGGUCCCUUAGUAUUGGGUAAUUCUGAUAGGACGGCGGUGAAAGCGCUAAUCGACAUGUCCACCCAUACUAUGCCCCCCAUGAGUCUCAUGUGUGAAGAUUUUCUAAUGUCCAUGGUUAAAAAAGUUGCUAGCGCCACUGGCAGCAGUAGUCAAACAAACUCCCACCAUAACAAUGCUGAUGAUGAUGUCGGCGGCGGCGAUGCUUUGUCAACACGUCUUAAUGGUAAUGGCACUACAACAAAUGGUUUUGGGGGCAACCAUUCAGAUGAUGAAGAUGAUGCCUCACCUGCCACCAAUAACGUCAACAAUAAUAUACGCAAAGAUCUAAUGCGAAAAGCCGAAGAACUGAAGCGCAUACAUAAAGUCAAAUCUGAAGAUAUGCCCGCCAACGAAGACUUGGAGGAGACAAGACUACGGUUAAUAGCGAAACAAACCAUACAUUUGGAUUUUUAAGAAGUUUGCAAUUUUAAGAUUAUUAAGCUAUUGUCUAAACUCACAUUGAGUUAGACUUAAUUUAAUUUUUAAAUUUCAAAAUUACUGGCUUUUAGUUCAAUGGCUUAGCUAUUUCAACUCUCUAAAUGGAAAUAGUUAAUUAAUCUUUUAUAGUUUUAAACUAACCCCAUUGUAAAUUAAUAUGUAUUUAUGAAUUUUAUCUAAAUAACUGUCAUAGAUUUCUUGAUAAGCCAUAGAACUAAAAGUUGUUCACUUUUUAUUUGUAUCCUCAAUGGUAAGCUGAGCAAUAAGACCACCACGCCUUCUUUAUAGCUUCUCUAUAGCUGUAUAGCGCCACUUCCUAUGUCAUCAUAUGUUGUAAUAAAACUAGUUGCUGUUGUUUUUCUUUAGGUCUUAAUUCUAUGACUUUAUUUUGAA
Stomoxys calcitrans (stable fly) is the source of this 3846-nucleotide messenger RNA. RefSeq lists its product as uncharacterized. Gene Ontology annotation, molecular function: protein binding; RNA binding. The record is from RefSeq and is a predicted model, not a curated record. Gene Ontology annotation, biological process: positive regulation of transcription by RNA polymerase I; positive regulation of rRNA processing. The transcript has 10 exons. Gene Ontology annotation, cellular component: nucleolus. NCBI's taxonomy places the organism in Eukaryota, Metazoa, Arthropoda, Insecta, Diptera, Muscidae. The coding region runs from base 187 to 3429 and encodes 1080 amino acids.